AUGAUGUCGAUCUUAAGAAUCGGGACCAUGUUUUCUGCAAUAUUGCCACCAAAUCUAUCUUCGUCUUCAAGUUUUCUUCAACUGGAUUCACACACAUUUGGAAUCGUCAAGCUUCCUUUCGCAGUGCUUGAUUUUGUUUUAAGGGAGGAUUCUUUCUUUCAAGAUUCUUCUGGGGUUAAAAGUGAUUUCUCGGGAAUUUCUGUUUUGAUACGAGUUAGAGAGGAUAUAGAGAGACAGAGAGAGAAAAUGAAACGAUUGGUUUCAUUUCAACUUAUAUGUGUUUGUUUGGGACUGUUUCUUGCUACUAGUGAUGCUGUUCUACCAACAGAAGUUCAUGCUCUGACAGUGUUCAAAGAAGCUAUAUUUGAUGACCCGUUAUUGGUUUUGUCAAACUGGAAUGGCUUAGAUUCAGAUCCUUGUAAUUGGGUUGGUGUUUACUGUUCUGAUGAUCAUGUUAGAAAAGUAAACAUUUCUGGGUUUUCCAUAAAGGGAUUCAUAGCCGAAGAGCUGUUUCAGCUCUCAUUCUUGCACGAACUGAUAUUACAUGGCAACAAUCUCAUCGGUUCCAUACCCAAAGAAAUUGGAACGCUGAAGCACUUGAAAGUCUUAGAUUUGGGGAUGAACCAGCUAUCUGGACCGAUCCCAAAUCAAAUCGGCGAUCUUCUUAGCGUUAUCAAAAUAAACUUACAAUCCAACGCACUGACUGGAAAAAUGCCUUUGGAGCUUGGUAAUCUUAAGUACCUUCAAGAGCUUCGAUUGGACAGAAAUAAACUGGAAGGAACUGUUCCUGGUGCUAGUUCUACAGAUUUUGCUUCAACCAUGAGAGGAAUGUAUGCUUCAAAUACAAACGCCCUAGGAUUCUGUCGAGCAACUCCUUUAAAAAUUGCGGAUUUCUCAUACAACUACCUUGUUGGAAGCGUUCCUAAAUGCUUGGAAUAUCUUCCAAAGGCCAGCUUUCAGGGGAACUGCAUAAAGUAUAAAGGCAUCACAACACGGGCUCCUGAACAAUGCGGUUUUACUUCAACAGCUAGCCCCCGUAAGCCAGAAGGCAUGAAACAUGGUCCUGAAGUUGACCACAAACACAAACACAAACACAAACCUCAUCCUUCAAAACUCACGUGGCUUUUGGCUCUUGAAGUAGUGACUGGAGUGAUAGCGGGGUUGAUCUUCCUUGUAGCCCUUCUCAUGGCUCUUCACAGGUGUAAAGAGAAACCAUUGAGCAUCAUUCCAUGGAAGAAACCUGGAACUGACAAAGACUGUAUGACAAUCAUUGUUGAUACUGAUAUGCUAAAGGAUGUUAGGAGAUAUAGUCGACACGAACUUGAAUUUGCUUGUGAAGAUUUUAGCAACAUUAUUGGGUCCUCAUCGGAUAGUAUAGUUUACAAAGGAACCAUGAAAGGUGGACCUGAAAUCGCAGUUAUAUCCCUUUCUAAUCAGGAAGAAAACUGGACCAGCUACCUUGAGCUUUAUUUUCAGAAAGAGGUGGCAGAUUUGGCAAGGCUAAAUCACCAACACAUCGGGAAACUGCUGGGGUAUUGUAUUGAAGGUAACCCGUUUACGAGAAUGUUAGUCUUUGAAUACGCGUCAAACGGAACAUUGUCUGAACACCUCCACUACGAACACGGGUGUCAACUAAGUUGGACACGAAGAAUGACGAUUGUUAUAGGAAUCGCGAAAGGUCUAAAGUAUCUUCACACGGAAAUUGAUCCUCCAUUUACUAUAUCGGAGUUGAACUCUAGCGCAGUAUAUCUCACUGAUGAUUUUUCACCAAAGCUAGUAGAUUUUGAGAGUUGGAAAACGAUUCUUACAAGAUCAGAGAACAACUCUCGUCCUAUCAGCAGUGAAGGGGCUAUGUGUGUUCAACCGUGUUCAUUAGAAGCACGCCAUUUGGAUAUCCAGGGUAACAUCUUUGCAUUCGGUGUUCUUCUGUUGGAAAUCAUUAGCGGACGCCCUCCAAUCUCAAAAGACAAGGGGUUUCUAGUAGACUGGGCCAAAGAUUAUCUUGAAGAUCCAGAGAAGAUGGCAUCAGUUGUGGAUCCUGCAUUGAAGCAUCUUAGAGAGGAAGAUCUUGAAGCGAUACGUGAGGUGGUGACUAUUUGCAUUCAUGUAAGGCCUAGAGAUAAAGUAACAAUGCAAGAAGUGUGUGCGAUGUUGGAAAGGAAACUUGACAUAUCGGGUUCAUCAGAGCUCAUGGCAUCAUCGUUAGCCUGGGCUGAGCUUGCACUUUCGUCUUGACCCGACUCCUAUAAAACCUAACAUACUGUAAAUCCUAGUACUAUCAUCAUAUAUACCAACCAUCUUAUUAGCAUUGGAUUAAAGCUUCUUGAUUUCUUCAUCUUUUGAUGAGGAGUUGUAAAUUUUGGCUUCAUAAAUAAGCACAAGGUGAAUUUCAUAAUGGCGAAAUAUUUUUUUGUAACCAAUUUAGGGUUUUUGAUUUGGAA
This is a messenger RNA of Lactuca saligna, 2441 nucleotides long. The record is from the annotation of a GenBank genome assembly. Lineage: Eukaryota; Viridiplantae; Streptophyta; Magnoliopsida; Asterales; Asteraceae.